Leucoraja erinaceus (little skate) is the source of this 4649-nucleotide messenger RNA. Its product is annotated as copine-3-like. The record is from RefSeq and is a predicted model, not a curated record. Gene Ontology annotation, biological process: ERBB2 signaling pathway; cellular response to calcium ion. Bases 385 to 1989 code for a protein of 534 amino acids. Gene Ontology annotation, cellular component: plasma membrane. Lineage: Eukaryota; Metazoa; Chordata; Chondrichthyes; Rajiformes; Rajidae. Gene Ontology annotation, molecular function: calcium-dependent phospholipid binding; receptor tyrosine kinase binding. The transcript is spliced from 17 exons.
UGGCACCAACAUGCGCAGUGCGUGGAGCGGGCGGGAGUGUGGAAGUUGAGUCUCGUUGGUCCUUGGCUGAAACUCACUUCCAGUCGAUCGCCUUUCUGUUUCUGCUUGACAGUCGCUUGGGAUUAGCAGUAAACUGAGAGUUCGCGCUCACUGUGCAGCCAUAAUCAGCGCUGCACGUAAUUAUAAUAUACACACACACACACACACACACACACACAUCAUUAUUUGUUCUUCUCUCUACGCUGCGGCGUUUCCCAGAAGCUUUUGCCCGGACCAAGAAGGAGGGAGUUAUUUCUGGAGCUUUUUGAGCAACUCGUCAGCGCAAAAAUUGACAAUUUCAGCGAGUUUUAACGGGCCCGCUACGCUGGAAACAAUGGUUUGCAGAUGGCAGACUGUGUGAGUAAGGUUGAACUAAGCAUCUCCUGUGAAAACCUACUGGAUAAAGAUGUUUUCUCUAAAUCUGAUCCACUCUGUGCACUCCUUCUAAAUACUGGUGGAAAUCAAUGGGUUGAGAUUGGUCGCACAGAAAUGGUUAAGAACUGCCUUGAUCCAAAAUUUUCGAAGAAAUUUCUGCUAGAUUAUUACUUUGAACAAGUCCAGAAGCUGAAAUUUGGAGUCUAUGAUAUUGAUAAUGAAACAUUUGAUCUGGGUGAUGAUGACUUCCUCGGAGAAAUUGAAUGUACUCUGGGCCAGAUUGUUUCCGGCAAGAAAUUGACCAGACCCCUCGUGUUGCACAAUGGAAAGCCGGCAGGGAAAGGAACAAUCACGAUUUUUGCAGAAGAAGUAAAAGAUAAUCGAGUGGUUAACUUUGAAGUUCAAGCUCGCAAGCUAGAUAAAAAGGAUUUUUGGGGAAAAUCUGAUCCUUAUCUGGAAUUUUGUAAGCAGUCUCCUGAUGGAAAAUGGCAAAUGGUACAUAGGACUGAGGUCGUGAAAAGAAAUUUAAAUCCCACUUGGAAACCGUAUAAAAUUCCCUUGCAGACACUUUGUAACAGUGAUUUGAGGAAGCCAAUCAAGGUAACCUGCUACGACUAUGACAAUGACGGAUCACACGAUCUGAUCGGGACGUUCGAGACCAAUAUGGAGACGUUACAAGUAGCAUCACAUACCUCACCAGCUGAAUUUGAGUGUAUUAAUCCAAAGAAAAAACAGAAAAAGAGAAGUUACAAAAACUCUGGAAUAGUGAGCUUCAAAUUGUGUCAGAUUGUGAAAGAAUAUUCUUUCCUGGAUUAUAUCAUGGGUGGCUGUCAGAUGAACUUCAUUGUCGGCAUUGAUUUCACAGGCUCUAACGGAGAUCCUCGUAAACCUGACUCCCUACAUUACAUUAAUCCUAAUGGAUUUAAUGAAUACCUGAUGGCAAUCUGGUCUGUUGGAAUGAUCAUUCAAGACUAUGAUACAGACAAAUUGUUCCCAGCAUUUGGAUUUGGUGCUCAGAUACCUCCUAACUGGCAGGUAUCACAUGAAUUUCCGCUCAAUUUUAACCCGACAAAUCCAUUCUGUGCAGGAGUGCAAGGGAUUGUUGAAGCCUACCAAAACUGCCUGCCUCGGGUGAAGUUGCAUGGACCAACAAACUUCUCUCCCAUAAUAAACCAUGUGGCAAGGUUUGCAGCUGCAGCAGCCCAGCAGCCAACAGCAUCACAAUACUUCAUCCUGCUGAUCAUCACAGACGGUGUGAUAACAGAUCUUGAUGAUACACGACAGGCCAUUGUUAAUGCUGCCAAGUUGCCAAUGUCCAUCAUCAUUGUUGGUGUUGGUGGAGCAGAUUUCAGUGCCAUGGAGUUUCUGGACGGUGAUGAAUGUGUCCUGAAGUCACCAACGGGAGAAACCGCCAUCCGAGAUAUUGUCCAGUUUGUGCCUUUCAGAAAGUUCCAUAAUGCCACAAAAGAAGCUCUUGCGCAAAGUGUCCUGGCCGAGCUGCCUCAGCAAGUGGUGUGCUACUUCAAUUCACGCAAGCUCCGUCCUCCAAAUGAGCCCGACCCUGAAGCCCUCUAAAUUCAUCGCUAAAUGUUUAUAAUGCAUGUUGCCACAAAAUAUAGUUUCCUCUAAAGUAACACCGGAAAGGCAUGUGUUAACAUUCAAUGUAUUUAUGUUACAUCUGUCUGUAUUUUUUCAAAGUUUUAGAAUUAUUUAAAAUUUAAAAUACUUUGUUGCAUUAUAAAUAUUUUAUAUGCGAGUUUAAAAAGUGACUUUUUUAACGAAUGGAUGAAGUCAAAUCAUUGUAUCAUAAUCAUCAUUUACUAUCUGUAAAAUUGUUCAUUUGCCACGGAUACCAUUUUUAGAAAUGCUUAAAGAAGCAAUCUUUUGUUAAUCUCUUAAUAUAUUCUACAGUUUUUAUACUGUUAUAAUUCAGCUUUUGAAUUUUAGGAUUAUAUGCCUGUAUCUGGCACCAAUGUAAACAAUUUUAAUUGCUUAAUUAUGGAUUUGUGAAUGAUUUACAUAUCUAACAGUGCAUGAGUAUAUUGUACUAAGUGUAACUUAGGAAAUAAUAAUUUGAGCAUUAACAUUUUAAAAACUUAGUGAUUAUACUGUAGGCUAUAUUAUCCAAUCCAAGAUGUUCUAUGUAUAAUGCAAUUUUUAAACAGUGAUUAUGUACUAAUUAGAAGAUUUUAGCUUUGGCCAUAUUGAUUGCCUUCAUGCAAUAUUUAUUUUUCCUAAUUUUAUCAUUUAGGUUUUGUCUGUGAUGUCAAAGUAAAUGCUGGAUAACUACUGAAUUUCAAAGAAACUAUCAAACAGAUUUUUUUAAAAGCGUAAUGAUACUUGACGAUCGAGCCUGCUCAUUAAUAGCACAGCAAUAGAGAGUCAAUAAUUACAUGUCCCAGAACCCAGAAUAUUAACAGUUUUAAGAGUGGGAAUUUGAAAAAGACUGGGAGACUCAAGGAUGUUUUGAAUUCUGAGUUUUUUUUCUAGCCAUGGUGGCAGAGUGAAAGUCCACCUAACGCGAUAAUAUUUUACUGUUAUACUGGUGAUAUCAUGGAGUCUUCAAUAAAGUGGCGGCACGGUGGCGCAGCGGUAGAGUUGCUGCUUUACGGCGCCAGAGACCCGGGUCCGAUCCCGACUACGGGUGUUGUCUGUACGGAGUUUGUACGUUCUCCCCUUGACCUGCGUGGGUUUUCACCGGGUGCUCCGGUUUCCUCCCACACUCCCAAGGAAGUACAGGUUUGUAAGUUAAUUGGCUUGGUAAAAUUGUAAACUACCCCCUUAGUGUGUAGGAUAGUGCUAGUAUGUGGGGAACGCUGGUCGGCGCGGAGUCGGUGGAUUGAAGGGCCUGUUUCCACAUUGUAUCUCUAAACUAAACUAAAGGUAAUACUGGUGGAAUUGCUAUAGUUCAGAGUAAAUAUUGUUUUAAUAUUAUGGCAUCUGUGAAUACACUUGGUUUGAUAGAGGUUUCAAGUACUUGAAAUUGCAACUCACUGCCUGUUGCUCUUCCGUCUGGAGGGAGACUGUUAUCGUUUUAUAUUACUAGAUGCCAACUUGGUGCCAAUUUACAGCAUUUGAAAUUUUUAUUUCAAGAAUUGUGGGGGUUUUUUUUAAUACGAAUUUUGCUCAUUCAUUAUUUCAUCUGAAGCUCCCAUUUAGCGCGGCACAGUGGCAGAGAGCCGGGUUCGAUCUUAAGCUCCAGUGCUGUCUGCUUGGAGUUUACGCAUUCUCCCUGUGACCGCGUCAGCGCUCUGGUUUCUUCCCACAUCCCAAAAAGACGUGCGGGUUUGUAGGUUACAUAGAAACAUAGAAAAUAGGUGCAGGAGGAGGCCAUUCGGCCCUUCGAGCCAGCACCGCUAUUCAUUGUGAUCAUGGCUGAUCAUCCCCUAUCAAUAACCCGUGCCUGCCUUCUCCCCAUAACCCUUGACUCCACUAGCCCCUAGAGCUCUAUCUAACUCUCUCUUAAAUCCAUCCAGUGAUAUGGCCUCCACUGCCCUCUGUGGCAGGGAAUUCCAUAAAUUCACAACUCUCUGGGUGAAAACGAUUUUUCUCACCUCAAUCUUAAAUGACCUUCCCUUUAUUCUAAGACUGUGGCCCUUGGUUCUGGACUCGCCCAACAUUGGCAACAUUUUUCAUGCAUCUAGCUUGUCCAGUCCUUUUAUAAGUUUCGAUAAGAUCCCCCCCUCAUCAUUCUAAACUCCAGUGAAUACAAGCCUAGUCUUUUCAAUCUUUCCUCAUAUGACAGUCCCGCCAUCCCAGGGAUCAAUCUCGUGAACCUACGCUGCACUGCCUCAAUCACAAGGAUGUCCUUCCUCAAAUUGGGAGACCAAAACUGUACACAAUACUCCAGAUGUGGUCUCACCAGAGCCCUAUACAACUGCAGAAGAACCUCUUUGCUCCUAUACUGAAAUCCUCUUGUUAUGACAUCUGGAAUGGACGAGAUAGUGGGAUAACAUAGAACUAGCAGGAUCGAGGGUCAGUGUUAGCUCAGUGGGCUAAAGGGCAUGUUUCUACUCUGUAUAUUUCAAUGAUUCCAUUAGUAUUGCUUGUCAGAAUUGCUGAAGUUUAUUCUUGUCAUCUCAUACUGCCUCUACUUGAAACACUGAUAAUAUAUCAUGUGCAUUGUUUUAUAGAAGAGAUUAUAAUUUAGUUAUUUCUUCUCGACUUGAAACAUUAAGAAUUGUUAAACAAUUUAUUAAUCUACCUUCAAUAAACUUAUACCUGUUCAUUCAGUA